Messenger RNA from Symphalangus syndactylus (siamang), 2852 nucleotides. RefSeq names its product tyrosine-protein phosphatase non-receptor type 2-like. Gene Ontology annotation, molecular function: non-membrane spanning protein tyrosine phosphatase activity; protein kinase binding. Gene Ontology annotation, biological process: negative regulation of receptor signaling pathway via JAK-STAT; peptidyl-tyrosine dephosphorylation; negative regulation of ERK1 and ERK2 cascade. Gene Ontology annotation, cellular component: nucleus; cytoplasm. The record is from RefSeq and is a predicted model, not a curated record. Lineage: Eukaryota; Metazoa; Chordata; Mammalia; Primates; Hylobatidae.
UUUUGUAAUUCUAUCAUUCCUCCUUCAUUUGUUACUACUGUAAUGUAAGGAAAAGCUUUCUCAUCUUCAUCUGUUCAUUCAUGUAUUUAUUCAGAUGAGUGUUAUUUUAUUGGUUUUAAUCUGUCACAAACAUUGAUUUGAUGCUCAAAUUAUAUCCCUCAGAUUUGCUCUUCAGGCUGACUUCAGUGUCCUUUCUAAAACCUUUUUAUUUUAAAAUGAUUUUAAAUUUAUAUAAAAGCUGCAAAAGUACACAAGUGCUUAUAUACCCUUGCAUACCCAGAUUCUUAGAACCUUUGAGAAUAAGUUAUAGACAUGAUGCCAUAUUAUACUUUGGUUCUUUAGUUUGUAUUUACUAUAUACAAAGAUAUCCUCCCACACAACCAUAGUAAACCAUCAAAAUCAGGGUAGUUUACUACGGGAUUAAUACUGAUCCCAUAUUACCAUCUAAUUCAUAGACUUUAUGUAGAUUUUUUCGGUUGUUCCAAUAAUAUGCUUUGUUGCAUCUAAACCAGGAUCAUGUAUUUGUUCAGUUGUUUUUUAUCUCUGUUUUUUCCUUUCUUUUCUUUUUAAAAUAGAGAUGGGGUAUUGCUAUGUUGCCCCAGGGUAGUCUUGAACUGUCGGCCUCAAGCAUUCCUCCUGCCUCAUCCUCCCAAGAUGGUGGGGUUACAGGAAUGAGCUACUGUGCCUGGCCUUUCUUUUCUUUCUUUCUUUUUUUUUUUUUUAAAAGACAGAAUCUUACUGUGUUGCCCAGGCUAGAGUGCAGUGGUGUGAUCAUAGCUCACUAUAGCCUCAAACUCCUGGGCACAGUCAAAUGAUUCUCUCACCCCAGCCUCUUGAGUAGCUGGGACUACAGGCACAUGCCACUGUGCCUGGCUAAGUUUUAAAUUUUUUGUAGAGAUGGGGUCUUGCCAUGUUGCCUAGGCUGGUUUGAACUCCUGGGCUCAAGUAAUCCUCCCCUCUUGGCCUCCCAAAGUUGUGCCCAGCCCCACCAGCCUGUUUCUAUUGAAGAACAUUAAUAAGGCUGGGCGCAGUGGCCCACGCCUGUGAUCCCAGCACUUUGGGAGGCUGAGGUGGGCGGAUCACCUGAGGUCAAGAGUUCCAGACCAGCCUGACUAACAUGGAGAAACCCCAUCUCUACUAAAAAUACAAAAUUAGCCGGGCAUGGUGGCCCAUGUCUGUAAUCCCAGCUACUCAGGAGGCUGAGGCAGGAGAAUCACUUGAACCUGGCAGGCAGAGGUUGCAGUGAGCCGAGAUGGCGCCAUUACACUCCAGCAUGGGCAACAAGAGCAAAACUCCGUCUCAAAAAGAGAACGACAGAAAUUCCUGCCGUCGAAGAGUUGGAUACUCAGCGUCGCUGGCAGCCGCUGUACUUGGAAAUUCGAAAUGAGUCCCAUGACUAUCCUCAUAGAGUGGCCAAGUUUCCAGAAAACAGAAAUCGAAACAGAUACAGAGAUCUAAGCCCAUAUGAUCACAGUCGUGUUAAACUGCAAAAUGCUGAGAAUGAUUAUAUUAAUGCCAGUUUAGUUGACGUAGAAGAGGACAAAGGAGUCACAUCUUAACACAGGGUCCACUUCCUAACACAUGCUGCCAUUUCUGGCUUAUGGUUUGGCAGCAGAAGACCAAAGCAGUUGUCAUGCUGAACUGCAUUGUGGAGAAAGAAUCGGUUAAAUGUGCACAGUACUGGCCAACAGAUGACCAAGAGAUGCUGUUUAAAGAAACAGGAUUCAGUGUGAAGCUCUUGUCAGAAGAUGUGAAGUUGUAUUAUACAGUACCUCUACUACAAUUAGAAAAUAUCAAUAGUGGUGAAACCAGAACAUUAUCUCACUUUCAUUAUAUUACCUGGCCAGAUUUUGGAGUCCCUGAAUCACCAGCUUCAUUUCUCAAUUUCUUGUUUAAAGUGAGAGAAUCUGGCUCCUUGAACCCUGACCAUGGGCCUGCGGUGAUCCACUGUAGUGCAGGCAUUGGGCGCUCUGGCACCUUCUCUCUGGUAGACACUUGUCUUGUUUUGAUGGAAAAAGGAGAUGAUAUUAACAUUAAACAAGUGUUAUUGAACAUGAGAAAAUACCGAAUGGGUCUUAUUCAGACCCCAGAUCAACUGAGAUUCUCAUACAUGGCUAUAAUAGAAGGAGCAAAAUGUAUAAAGCGAGAUUCUGGUAUACAGAAACGAUGGAAAGAACUUUCUAAGGAACACUUAUCUCCUGCCUUUGAUCAUUCACCAAACAAAAUAAUGACUGAAAAAUACAAUGGGAACAGAAUAGGUCUAGAAGAAGAAAAACUGACAGGUGACCAACGUACAGGACCUUCCUCUAAAAUGCAAGAUACAGUGGAGGAGAACAGUGAGAGUGCUCUAUGGAAACGUAUUCGAGAGGACAGAAAGGCCACCACAGCUCAGAAGGUGCAGCAGAUGAAACAGAGGCUAAAUGAGAAUGAAUGAAAAAGAAAAAGGCCGAGAUUGACAGACACCUAAUAUUCAUGACUUGAGAAUAUUCUGCAGCUAUAAAUUUUGAACCAUUGAUGUGCAAAGCAAGACCUGAAGCCCACUCCGGAAACUAAAGUGAGGCUCGCUAACCCUCUAGAUUGCCUCACAGUUGUUUGUUUACAAAGUAAACUUUACAUCCAGGGGAUGAAGAGCACCCACCAGCAGAAGACUUUGCAGAACCUUUAAUUGGAUGUGUUAAGUGUUUUUAAUGAGUGUAUGAAAUGUAGAAAGAUGUACAAGAAAUAAAUUAGGAGAGAUUGCUUUGUAUUGUACUGCCAUUCCUACUGUAUUUUUAUACUACUUUUUGGCAGCAUUAAAUAUUUUUGUUAAAUUAAAAAAAAAAAAGAAAUUCCUGCCAAUAAAAAAAAAGAAG